Molecule: messenger RNA, 1530 nt
Organism: Lasiosphaeria miniovina
Lineage: Eukaryota; Fungi; Ascomycota; Sordariomycetes; Sordariales; Lasiosphaeriaceae
Product: permease for cytosine/purines, uracil, thiamine, allantoin-domain-containing protein
Exons: 4
Coding region: 1-1530 (509 amino acids)
Biological process (GO): transmembrane transport
Cellular component (GO): fungal-type vacuole membrane; plasma membrane
Molecular function (GO): transmembrane transporter activity
Source: RefSeq, a predicted model, not a curated record
AUGUCGACAACAACCGCCGACAUGCAACCUGCCGCGGAUGACGCCGAGAAGGGCUCGGCCCAGCCAGUCCAGGCCGCGGAUUCUGUCUCCGGGUCUGUCACCUCCCUCCUCCGCCGGCUAAACGACCGCAUCGAAGGCCUCGCGGGAUUCGAGGCCCGCGGCAUCGCGCGCGUUGAGCCCGAGGAGAGGCAAGCGCCAUCACUGGCGGCGGAUCUGCAGAUUGCCAUCCUGUGGUUCAGCGCCAACAUCUCGGCCAACAACCUCACGACUGGCCUGUUCGGCCCGCUGGUGUUCCAGCUCGGCUUCGCCGACAGCGCCGUGUGCGCCGUGGUCGGCGGGCUGCUCGGCAGCGCCUCGACCGGCUACAUGGCCGUCUGGGGCCCCCAGAGCGGCCACCGCACCAUGGUCGUGCUGCGCUACCUCAUGGGGUACUGGCCUUCCAAGCUGCCGUGUCUACUCAACAUCGUCCUCAUGGUCGGCUACACCACGCUCAACCUCAUCAUCUCGGGUCAGAUCCUGUCGGCCGUCAGCGACGGCGCCAUGUCCAUUGUCGUUGGCAUUGUUGUCGUGGCCAUUGUCAACUGGGUUGUGGCCGUGUUUGGCAUGUACCUCUUUCACUACUACGAGAGAUACGCCUGGCUUCCACAGCUGCUCGUUCUGUCCGUGCUUAUCGGAUGCGCCGGUUCGCACUUCGAUGCAUCGCUGGAGUCGACGGGCGACGGUGCGACAUUGGCCGCCAACCGCCUCUCGUUUCUGUCCCUGUGCCUCUACGUGCCCAACUCUUGGGGCGCGGCUGCUUCCGACUACUACGUCUACUACCCCGAAAAGACAUCCAAGCUCAAGAUCUUUCUCUUGACCUUGGCAGGUCUCUGGGUCUCGUUCACUCUAGUCUACAUGAUCGGCAUCGGGCUCGCCUCUGGAAUCCCCACGAACCAGGCCUGGGCCGACGCCUACGCCGUCUCGGUCGGCGCACUCAUUGUCGAAGGCUUCCGAGGACUGUCCGGGUUUGGUGGCUUCUGCGGCGUGGUCGUGGCGCUGGGCGUCAUCGCCAACAGCAUUCCCGGGACGUACUCGGCGGCGCUGGGCUUCCAGGUCCUGGGACGCUACGGCAAGGCGGCGCCGCGGUGGCUCUGGUGCUGCGUCAUCGUCGUCGUCAUGCUCGUCUGCGCCCUUGCCGGCCGCGACCAUUUGAUGGUCGUGUUCCAAAACUUUCUCGCUCUCAUGGGGUACUGGGUCGAGUUUAUGGUGCUGAUUGUUCUUCUCGAGUCGCUGCUUUUCCGCCGCGGUGCAAAGACCUUUGACUGGACACGGUGCGAGGACAAGACCUAUUUGCCGAUCGGCCUGGCUGCCCUGGCCGCGUUUCUGCUCGGAUGGGUUGGGGCAAUUUUGGGCAUGUACCAAGUGUGGUUCACUGGCCCUCUUGCUCAGCUGGCUGGCUACAGCGACAUUGGCAUCUGGGUGGGCUGCGCCUUUACCCUUGUCUCAUACCCACCACUGCGUUGGCUGGAGUUGAAGAUGAUUGGAAGAUGA